This is a messenger RNA of Sphenostylis stenocarpa, 2088 nucleotides long. Lineage: Eukaryota; Viridiplantae; Streptophyta; Magnoliopsida; Fabales; Fabaceae. The record is from the annotation of a GenBank genome assembly.
AUGGACCUCGAGAUUAAUCUCCUUUCGCUCCCACUUCCCCUUGACGGUCACCUCCUCGCAGCCGCGUGCCGCCUCGUUGACGCCGCGCUCCGCUACAAUCUCCAGGUGUUUGAUACGAAGGUGAUGAAGAAGAAGAAAUUAGAUGCAGAAAGGCAACACGAGGACUACAAUGAUUUUAAAAGCAAUGAAGAUAAAGAUGUCAGUCAAUGCAAAAAGGAGGAGAAGAAGAGGAAGAAGAAAAAACUAAGUGAAGAAAGCAAAAGUAAGGAGUAUAAUGAGUUUGAAAGCAACGAAGGUGAAGAUGAUGCCCGGGGUAAGAAGAGGAAGAAGAAAAAGCUGAGUGAAGAAAGCAAAAGUAAGGAGUAUAAUGAGUUUGAAAGCAAUGAAGGUGAAGAUGAUGCCCAGGGUAAGAAGAGGAAGAAGAAAAAGCUGAGUAAAGAAAGCAAAAGUAAGGAAUAUAAUGAGUUUGAAAGCAAAGAAGGUGAAGAUGAUGCCCAAGGUAAGAAGAGGAAGAAGAAAAAACUGAGUAAAGAAAGCAAACGUGAGGAGUAUAAUAAGUUUGAAGGCAAUGAAGGUGAAGAUGACGCCCAAGGCAAGAAGAGGAAGAAGAAAAAGCUGAGUGAAGAAAGCAAAAGUAAGGAGGAUAAUGAGUUUGAAGGCAAUGAAGGUGAACAUGAUGCCCAAGGUAAGAAGAGGAAGGAGAAAAAACUAAGUAAAGAAAGUAAAAGUAAGGAGUAUAAUGUGUUUGAAAGGAAUGAAGGUGAAGAGGAUGUCCAAGGUAAGAAGAGGAAGAAGAAAAAACUGCAUGAAGAAAGCAAAAUUAACGAGUCUAAUGAGUUUGAAAGCAAUGAAGGUGAAGAUGACAUCCCUGGUAAGAAGAUGGAGGAGAAGAAACUACAUGACAAAGGCAAAAAUAAGGAGAAUAGUAAGUUCAAUAGCAAAGAAGGCGAUCCACCUUCGGCUAGAGUCAAUGAUGUUGAUUCUCAAAGCAAGAAAAUGGAGAAAAAGAAGAAAGCCAAGGCAGAUAAUGGUGAAUCUUCUAAUCCUGCACACAGUGGAUUAUCCAAACCCAAACGGGUAACUUUUUCUGAUCAAGUGGAUGUUUGUUGUGAUGGCUUAAUCCGUGGGAAACGGUUUACACCAGAAGAAGAUGAGAGGAUUAAAUUGGCUGUUUUUUAUUAUAUAGAGUCUCAUGGUUUGGGAGAUGAAGGUCUAGAUAUGGUUCUCCAUUGUAACUCUCAUCGUGAAAUUAGAAAUUGUUGGAGGGAAAUUGGAGCAGCGUUACCCAAUAGGCCAUACGUUAGUGUGUAUACUCGUGCCCAUAUUUUGUUUGAAAGGGAUGAGAAGCGGAAGUGGACACCUGAAGAGUAUGAUUUUUUACGGAAGAUCCACGAACAACAUGGAUCUAAUUGGAAAGCAGUAGCUGAUGCAAUGGGCAAACAUCGAUUUCAUGUAAAGGAUGCAUGGCGUAGAAUAAAAUUAACCAAUAGAAAUAAAGGACGAUGGACCCAAGAGGAGUAUCAAAAUUUAUUCAAUUUAGUAAACGAGGACCUACGUGCGAGAGCUUCACAAGGUUAUAGAAAAUCAAAACAUGGUAUGUUGCGAGAUAAUAUUGGUUGGGAGGCAAUUGGUGACAAGUUGGCCACUAGAACCAGUGUUCGCUGCUGCAUGAAGUGGUAUGAUAAAUUAACAUCACCAAUGGUUGCUAGUGGUACAUGGAGUGAUACUGAUGACUAUCGCCUGGUAAAUGCUUUAUUUACUUUGGAUGCUUGCUGCAUGGAGGAGGUAGAUUGGGACAAUCUGCUUGAGCAUAGGCCUGGUGAUGCAUGUAGAAAACGGUGGAACCAAAUGGUUCAAUAUAUUGGAGAGCAUGGGGGUAGGCCAUUUGCUGAGCAGGUUGAAAUUCUCGCAAAAAGAUUUUGCCCCGAUUUAUUGGAAGUAAGAGAGGCCUAUGAUGCAAAACCUUUGGAUGGGAAGUUAACAACUGACAGCAAAGUAAAAACUAAAAGGCAGAUAAUAUCCAUUCGCUCCCUCACUUCAACUGUGAAAAUCAAAGAUUAUAAUGUCCAAGACCAAUAUCUCCACUGA